Molecule: messenger RNA, 438 nt
Organism: Talaromyces stipitatus ATCC 10500
Lineage: Eukaryota; Fungi; Ascomycota; Eurotiomycetes; Eurotiales; Trichocomaceae
Exons: 2
Coding region: 1-438 (145 amino acids)
Source: RefSeq, a predicted model, not a curated record
AUGGAGGAUAUCCGCCAUAUUCAACCUUCUAGCAAGGGGAAACUAAAGCAGAAAUACAAUCGUUGUCUGGGGAAGAGGAAAGAAGUGUUCUUGGAUCCCGACUACGAGGAGAAGGAGGGAGAAGAGGAGGAACCACCCUAUGAGGAGGGAAGUGAAGCCGAUCCAACAUUACUGAAGCACAAAGAAGGAGCUGCUCAUCACGCCCAAAGUCUCGACUCUUCGGAAGUUGGUGACUUAGUCCCAGAGUCCAGCGACUGGCGAGGACUCGAAUUAGACGACAUAAACGACGAUGCACUCUUGCGGUGGAAGCACGAGGCCAUAUCUGAGGAUCGAACCAUUGAAAGCAAUUGGGACAAGAAAAGACUAGCGGUCGUUCUUCAUCAACUCUCUCGACCUUCUCUUGGACAGCAAAAGGAUCCAAUUCUAGCCGCAGGGUAA